Messenger RNA from Penaeus chinensis, 2808 nucleotides. RefSeq names its product ADP-ribosylation factor GTPase-activating protein 2-like (gene ArfGAP3). Bases 83 to 1768 code for a protein of 561 amino acids. Gene Ontology annotation, biological process: COPI coating of Golgi vesicle. The transcript has 13 exons. Gene Ontology annotation, molecular function: GTPase activator activity. NCBI's taxonomy places the organism in Eukaryota, Metazoa, Arthropoda, Malacostraca, Decapoda, Penaeidae. The record is from RefSeq and is a predicted model, not a curated record.
GGAGAGAGGCUCGAGUGCUGCCCCCUGCGAGCGGCCGGAGGAACCAGGUCCCGCUGACGUAAACACCAACACGUCAGUCAAGAUGGCAGAGGAAAGUCCCAGCAGACAAGACAUCGAGGCCGUGUUUAAGCGACUCCGAGCCAUCCCCACGAAUAAGACAUGCUUUGAUUGUGAUGCAAAGAACCCAACAUGGGCAACCGUAACAUACGGAGUGUUCAUUUGUAUUGACUGCUCAGCUGUGCACCGCAGCUUAGGGGUGCAUUUGACAUUCGUUAAAUCCACGCAAUUAGACACCAACUGGACAUGGAUCCAGCUGCGAAGUAUGCAGCUUGGAGGCAACUCCAAUGCGAGAACCUACUUCAACCAACACAACUGCACCUCAAAAGAUGCCCAGCAAAAAUACAACUCCCGUGCAGCCCAGCUGUACCGAGAGAAGCUCUCCCAGAUAGCCAGACAAGCCAUGAAAAUCCACGGCACAAGGAUCGAGCUGGACCCUGACCAAGUCCAUAAACUGGGUAGCACAUUAGGGCUCACGGCAUGGACCGCUCCAUGCUUUUCCUCGCCCACGCCAGCGUCUCCCGUGACACCCAAGGUCAACAUUGACUCAGGGCACACAGAAGCAGCACCACAGGAGGAGAAGAAGGAGGUGGAUUUCUUUGAGGAGCAUGCCAACUUAGUCACUGCUGACCAUGUGCCAUUCCAACCCUUGUGUCAGUCUAAGGACAUCAGCACAAGUAAUGGGACGAAUGAUGCUUCUGACGGUGCUCCUAAUGUAGAGAUGGCUCUCAACAUGUCCGCCACCGAUGCCCAGAAACUGGCAUCCCAGCCGCAUAAAUCAACCAUCGGCCAGCGGAAACCGGCUUCCAAAGUAGAAGCCAGUGGUUCCACUUUAAAGCUGGGAGCCAAGAAAGGUGGGGGUCUAGGAGCCCAGCGUGUGAAAAAGGAUUUCUCUGCCAUUGAGAAGGAAGCUGUCCGCAAUGACCAGCUCAGACAAGAAGCCAAAGCCACCGAACUUUCAAAGGAGGAACAACAGCAAUCGUUACAAAGCUUAGAGCGCGCUUAUGAAGAUAUGAGCAUUGCUGGGAAACGUGAGGAGGAACGAAUGAUGAGAGUGGAUCCCAAGAAGGCACAACAGGCAGAGCGACUUGGCAUGGGCCUUGGAGCUCGGAGUGGAGCAUCACACAGCAUGUUUGGUGAAAUGAAGACCAUAGAGCAAGAGACACCAGUUGGAGCCAAGCCAAACAGAAGUAACAACAACAACUUCCGUGAUGAUGACAUAGAGGAGGACUUUGAGACUAUAAUAAGGUUUUCUUCUGGCCCACCAAAGUAUCGCGACAGCCCUUUUGAAGACAGAAAUAACUUUGGCUUUGCUGGAGGAAAGGGGUCUGGCAUUGAUGACCUCUUAGGCAACAAGUCCUCAAUGACUUCCUCGUCAUCCUGGGAAAACGAAUUUGAUAAGUCAAAGUCAUCAUCUGGCGUCAGCUCCUCCAGCAGUCUUGGGUCAAUGUCGUCCUCUAACAAGGUCUCUGCAUCUGCCAACUAUAAGUACACCCCAGUGGAAGAUAAGAAAGCACAACAGAAGUUCGGCAAUGCCAAAGCUAUCUCGUCUGACAUGUUCUUUCAAGAUCGUGACCCAGAUUCUGAAAUGCGCUCAACACUGGCACGGUAUGAAGGAUCGUCGUCCAUCUCGUCAGCUGAUCUGUUCGGGGGUCCACAGGCACCAAGGCAGCAGUACAGUGGAGGCUCCAUACAGGACCGUUACAUGUGAAGAAGUCUGGCAAGUGAAUACGAUCGGUUUCAUACACCUCCGUUUAUUUUUUUAUUUUUAUCUUUAUAUUUUAUCAUCAUCAUCAUCUCUCUUUUUCUUACCUCACCCGAUGCUCUCAAGGCAUCUCUUUGUAGAAGAAGUGAGGGUACAGGUAAUGCCUGUGAUGUUUUAAUUCCACUCAUUGCAUAGCUCUAUUUAUGGUUUGUUUUGUUAGCUGACUUAUUUAUCACAGUUAUAUAAUUGAUACAUUAAGUAUUAUUUUGUAAUAUUUUUGAAAGGUAUUGUCUUUUGUACAGAAUGUAAAGUUUAAGGAUUUGAUAUUACAGUACUGACACAAAGAGACUGAAUACUUUAAGGUCAUUCACUGAAGAAACUGCUGAGAAAUUUCGUUAGACCCUCAUUAUUAAAUAUCAGAUGUAAUAUAGCUUGAUGGUUACAUGCAUGUUGAUUGGGGGUUUAACAGGGCAGGGUCAUGUGAAGUGAUGCUUUGAUGAAUAUCAGAUAAUAAGAUUUUGAUGUUUGUUCAUAUAUCUUCCUAAGUUUUAAGCUCAGAUAUUUGUAUCAAUUUUAUGCCUAUGGAGGCCAUUAUAAAGAUUACUUUUUGUUGUCUAGUUCCUCCAAAUGUGGGAACUACAGCAGUGUAUAUUGUUAUUUUUAUGGUGCAGAUGAUAAUGAGAUUGAUAAGGCCAUCAUUCAGACUUUACAGUGUAUUUUCCUUUUUUAGUCAUUUCAGCCAACAUUUUAGUUUGGAUUUCAUUGUCAAAAAUGGGGAAAAAAGCACUUAAGUGUAUUAUUCUAAAUUUAGAAAAGGUUGAGUCAUUUGUCUAAUCAUAUUUUAAAUAUAUAUUACUUUGCAUUAGUAUAUGACAGUCAGCCAGGAGGUUUGAAAACAAAACUUGGUGCCAUCUGAAAUUAAUAACAAAGACCCAUUUUAAAAUAUAUAUAAAGUUUGCUUUUGUGUUAGAAGAUUUAAAUUUAUUGUUGUAUCUUAUCAUUUAUUAUGUGGUUAUAAUGGGAUUGGGAUUAAAAGCAAAUUUAAA